Molecule: messenger RNA, 2334 nt
Organism: Opisthorchis viverrini
Lineage: Eukaryota; Metazoa; Platyhelminthes; Trematoda; Opisthorchiida; Opisthorchiidae
Exons: 3
Coding region: 135-2183 (682 amino acids)
Biological process (GO): cell migration; cell surface receptor protein tyrosine kinase signaling pathway
Cellular component (GO): cytoplasm; plasma membrane
Molecular function (GO): protein binding
Source: RefSeq, a predicted model, not a curated record
ACGAGAUGAGACGUUCGCUUAUGUGCCCGUGGCAAUGAUGGGGACUAUGUCAUUGAAGGAUUUUCUUGAUUUACCUCCGUUAAAUGUGUUUACAACCACUGGGUUGAAAUACUCACCUAUUUAGAAGCGACACAAUGUCCACACAACAAAAACGCAUUACGAAGCCACUCCCUAUACUACUAGCACGUGCCCUCUACGACAACAAAGCGGAGUUCCCUUCUGAACUAUCCUUCUGCCGCGGUGACGUGGUCACUGUACUGCAACGUAACCCUGAAGGAUAUAUUGGUUGGUGGGUUUGUAGUUACAAAGGAAAGCUUGGAAUUGCACCUGGAAAUCGGUUCGAAGUGUUGGGAGUAGUACAUCGAAAAAAUCAAGACAGCGAAAAUGACGUGUAUGACGAUCCAACCGAGUGGUUGUCCGUCAAUGUGAAUAAAACUGCAAACUCAUCCGAGGCUGUCGGAUUAUCAAUGCAGACGGCCGAUUUGAACACUUCAUUUCAGUCACCAUGCACCCAUUCUCUGUUGAACACACAGACGCAUCGAAUUUCAGGACUGACAGAUAGUGGAAACUAUUCGAAUCGUUCCAGUGAUGCGUCCCUUGGUAUGCAAUCGACCGCUGGCUUUCCGGAGGGCAAUUCCUGUUCAAGACCGUCAGGAUCACAGUAUGAUGACUAUGAGGAUCUUGAUGCUUCUGCCUACGAGGAUAAUGGUUCAGAGCAUCCGCCUGUGCCGUACAAAUCUGAAAAUGAACAGUAUUCACCAAAGGAGGCCAAAGACGACUUUCCCGGUGCCAUAAAAUUGCAGCAAGUUGAAAGUCAAUAUAUCAGAAUAACUUUAACCGAAGGAGACUUAGAGUCAAAGGUGGACUGCGUUGAAGGAGCCUGCUUACACCAGCUUUCAUCUGAUGAUUAUCCGACCAAACUAAAACAAAUCUUAUCAGACGCAAAACGCUUGUCUCUUUUGAGUGAUAGCUGCUCGAAUCCUUAUUAUGACGUGGACCCAGUACAACCAAUUAGUUGUCAAACAACUGGCUGUGCCCCCGAUAAUCUUUCUUCUGAGUUAGAUUUCUUAAACACAUUCCGACCUCUUCAACGACGGAUCCAGUCAGUGAUUAGACACUUAACUGAAUGCCUCUGCGCGUCCAGUCUUCCGUCAAAAACGUCACCUUCCCGACUCACUGGGUCUUUACUCGCUCGACAAGUGGUAAGGCAAUUCAGUGAGGAUCUCGCUCACUUAUCUAAGCUAUGUGGAGUUAUUGUCUUGAUCUCAAAAGAUUCUCCUGACCUUGGACUUGUGAGGAAAUUCUGCACAGUUCAAAAGACGCUGGACCACACGAUUCCUCAGUUAGAUCGCAUCUUAGAAGAAUUAUCCACCCCCGAGACCAAGUCACAUCUGGAUAAACCACAGUUACUCUCAAAAAUGGAGCGGCUUCUCACACUGAUUGCUCAGUGCAUGUCUGUUUUGGAAACAACCUUUUUAACAAACGUCAAUCUACUCUUCAGCCCAAUCAAGUUGACUGAUCCUCUUCCCCAAAACCAGCAAGAUUUGAAAGUGAACGCAUUUACACAUGCUGAUGUGGAUAUUCUAUCAUCUCUAACCGCUCCACCUUCAUCCUGGUCGUUGAAUCGUACUGAGGAUUGUUCGUGUUCAUACGGCAGUCAGAGCCGAAUGUCUGAAUUGGUAAAACUGAUCCCAGUCAAGCGUUUUUCGGAGUUACAGUCUCAAUGUGAACAUGCCUGGAGCAGUUCCCAAUGCUUUUUGCGGCAAAUUCUUCCCGCAAAGACGGGACCACCAAGUUCGAAGACCUCGAGUGAACCAUUGACUCUUAAGAUGGUAAACACCCUGGUGAAUGCUACCCUGGACUCAUGCACUGAGCUAAUAAAGUCCGUGUCCAGUUUCUGUGCUCUUCUCUCAACGUUGGUCGACACGUUCACUGACAAAACCGAAAUCCUGGCUCUUCAGAACGAACUGACUACAAAGAACGAUUCACUCUGUGAGGCCCUCAAAGGCAUCAUAACUCAGGCCAAAGAAGUCAGCAGUCAUUUACAGAAAGAAAAAGAAGGACCACCCCUUCCCGGCCCGGUAUUACAGCGGCUGAUUGGGGCUGGGCAUACCGUCUGUCUUUGUGUUAAAUCAAUCGAAGCUUGUUUCAGCCAGUAUCACGAUCGAACUCAGACUGCGUGAAAAAUGCCAUGCAAUUUCACUGUUCACGCAAAAAUGACCAUACCCUUCCAAACUACUUUUUCUACUUUGUACCACUGAAUGAUUCGUUGACACGACUGGUAUUCAUUUUUGCCAAAAAUUCUUUGUACAUAUUUGAUUCGUUAAAAGGACA